GGGCGGGCGGGCGCCGAGCGCGGCGCGGGCGGGCGGACGAGCGGGCCGAGCCGGCCGAGGAUGCCGCUCGGGGCGCCGCGGUCCUCGUGCCAGUGAGCGCAGCGCGCCGCCGCAGCCAUGACGGUGGAGUUCGAGGAGUGCAUCAAGGACUCGCCGCGCUUCAGGGCGACUAUCGACGAGGUGGAGACAGAUGUGGUCGAGAUCGAGGCCAAACUGGACAAGCUGGUCAAGCUGUGCAGCGGCCUGGUCGAGGCCGGCAAGGCCUACGUCACAGCCAACAGGCUCUUCGUCAGCGGCGUCCGGGACCUGUCUCAGCAAUGCCAGGCCGACGCCGUCAUCUCGGAAUGUCUGCAGAGGUUCGGAGACAGCCUACAGGAGAUGGUCAACUACCACAUGAUCCUGUUUGACCAGGCCCAGAGGUCCGUGCGGCAGCAGCUCCACAACUUCAUCAAAGAGGACGUGCGGAAGUUCAAGGAAACCAAGAAGCAGUUUGACAAAGUACGGGAGGACUUGGAGCUGUCCCUGGUGCGGAAUGCCCAGGCCCCGAGGCACCGGCCGCACGAGGUGGAGGAGGCCACAGGUGCCCUGACCCUCACCCGCAAGUGCUUCCGCCACCUGGCGCUGGACUAUGUGCUGCAGAUCAAUGUCCUCCAGGCUAAGAAGAAGUUCGAGAUCCUGGAUUCUAUGCUGUCCUUCAUGCACGCCCAGUACAGCUUCUUCCAGCAGGGCUACAGCCUGCUGCACCAGCUGGACCCCUACAUGAAGAAGCUGGCGGCCGAGCUGGACCAGCUGGUGAUCGACUCGGCGGUGGAGAAGCGGGAGAUGGAGCACAGGCACGCUGCCAUCCAGCAGCGGACGCUGCUGCAGGACUUCUCGUACGAUGAGCCCAAAGCGGAGUUUGACGUGGAUGCGCCCAGCGGCGUGGUGAUGGAGGGCUACCUCUUCAAGAGGGCCAGCAACGCCUUCAAGACCUGGAACCGGCGCUGGUUCUCCAUCCAGAACAGCCAGCUGGUCUACCAGAAGAAGCUGAAGGACGUGCUGACCGUGGUGGUGGACGACCUCCGCCUGUGCUCCGUGAAGCCAUGCGAGGACAUCGAGCGGAGGUUCUGCUUCGAGGUCGUGUCGCCCACCAAGAGCUGCAUGCUGCAGGCCGACUCCGAGAAGCUGCGGCAGGCCUGGGUCCAAGCCGUGCAAGCCAGCAUCGCCUCCGCCUACCGGGAGAGCCCGGACAGCUGCUACAGCGAGAGGCUGGACCGCACGGCGUCCCCGUCCACGAGCAGCAUCGACUCCGCCACGGACUCCCGAGAGCGCGGCGCCAAGGGCGACACUGUGCUCCAGCGCAUGCAGAGCGUGGCUGGCAACGGCCAGUGUGGCGACUGCGGCCAGCCGGACCCCCGCUGGGCCAGCAUCAACCUGGGCGUGCUGCUGUGCAUCGAGUGCUCGGGCAUCCACAGGAGCCUGGGUGUCCACUGCUCCAAGGUGCGGUCCCUGACCCUGGACUCCUGGGAGCCUGAGCUGCUGAAGCUGAUGUGUGAGCUUGGGAACAGCACCGUGAACCAGAUCUACGAGGCCCAGUGUGAGGGGCCGGGCAGCAGGAAGCCCACAGCCAGCAGCCCCAGGCAGGACAAGGAGGCCUGGAUCAAGGACAAAUACGUGGAAAAGAAGUUCCUGCAGAAGCCGCCCCCCACGCUGGCUCGGGAGGCCCCGCGGCGCUGGCGGGCCCUGAAGUGCCCGGGCCACCACAGCUCCCCCCGCGCCCCCACCGCCCGCCGCAAGGUCCGGGUGGAGCCUGUCCUGCCCGCCGUCGCGGCUCUGUCCUCAGGCGCUGUGGAGCGCAGGUUCCGCCGGGACUCCCUCUUCUGCCCCGACGAGCUGGACUCCCUCUUCUCCUACUUCGAUGCGGGGGCUGCUGCGGCUGGUCCACGCAGUCUGAGCAGCGACAGCGGCUUAGGGGGCAGCUCCGACGGCAGCUCGGACGUCCUGGCCUUCGGCGUGGGCUCCGUGGUGGACAGCGUCACUGAGGAGGGGGGCGCGGAGUCCGAGGAGUCCAGCGGUGAGGCUGACGGAGAGGCUGAGGCCUGGGGCCUGGCGGACGUCCGCGAGCUGCACCCCGGGCUCCUGGCACACCGAGCAGCGCGCGCCCGCGACCUCCCCGGGCUGGCGGCGGCGCUGGCCCACGGGGCCGAGGUCAACUGGGCAGACACAGAGGCUGAGGGCAAGACGCCGCUGGUGCAGGCGGUGCUAGGGGGCUCCUUGAUCAUCUGUGAAUUCCUCUUGCAAAACGGAGCGGACGUGAACCAAAGAGACAGCCGGGGCCGGGCGCCCCUGCACCACGCCACGCUCCUGGGCCACACUGGCCAGGUCUGCCUGUUCUUGAAGCGGGGCGCCGACCAGCACGCCUUGGACUUUGAGCAGCAGGACCCGCUGAGCAUCGCGAUCCAGGAGGCUAACGCCGACAUCGUCACGCUGCUACGCCUGGCGCGCAUGGCCGAGGAAAUGCGGGAGGCCGAGGCGCCACCGGGCCAGCCGGGCCCCCUGGCGGGCAGCAGCCCCACCGAGCUCCAGUACCGCAGGUGCAUCCAGGAGUUCAUCAGCCUCCACCUGGAGGACAGCUAGGGCGCGCGGGCCCGGCCGCCUGGCCCUUUCCCGAGCCCUGGCGCCCCACGCUCCGGGGGCUCCCGCAGCCUGCUCUGCCCUCCUUGGAGCUGCCAGGAACCCCAAGGCUGGGGAGGGACCCCAGCACUGAGUCUUCUGAAGCCCCACGUUUCCCCAGAGGUGCUGCAUCGCCUGGUGCCCCUCGCCCCAGGGGGGACCCCAUGUCUUCAGGUGACUCCUUCCUCGGGGGCCUGGGUUGCUCAUGUCACAAACUACUCUCAAGGUUCCGCGUCACCUCGUGCCCGCCUGUCCUCGGGGCCGUGUCACCAUAUGUCCUUCGGUCCCUGGGGCCCAUGUCACCUGUACCCCUUUGUUCCAGGACCUUGCGUCCCCCCGUCCCAGGGGCCCGCGUGAUCCCGUGCCCCCACUUUUAUUGCCCCAGAUGCCGACCUGCUAGUUAGGUCCCUCCCACCCCCCCGAGCCCCUCCACUGGGCCCCAAGGCCGGUGGCUGGCCAUCGGCCCCUGCGAGGGCAGGAGGGGCAGCCCACCCAGGGAAUCAACCCGCGUACCUCACUCAGUGGCCCCGGCAUCCCGGCUGGGCUUCUCUGGUGCUGGGGGUGGAUCUGGCGUGGAGCCUCAGCCCUGGCUGGACGCGGGCGUCCUGAGCCCACGUGGCUGGCCGCGUGGGCCCUGUGCUGGGUGGCCCUGGACUGGGUCCCGGCCUCCUCCAGAGGUACUUGGCUCAGAGCAGGUACAUAAAGGACUUUGGCACUUUGCACCCCGGCAUCCAACGCUUUGUCACGGACUGAGUGGAUUUUCUACGGCCACCUCGUUCUCACUCUGUCUCGCCUCUCCUCUUUGUGGACUCUGGAGGACCGCCUGGACCCAGCUCUGUCUGCUGCCACGGGGAGGCCCCUGCCGCUCUGCCCCCCGCUCGCCAGCUCACCGCGCGGGCUGGGCCCUCGGGUGGGCCGGGCCCCUCAGCUCACUGCCCAGGGCCCGCGAUACCUUCUGCGCUCCCCGUGCUGGGGGCCCUGGGGCAGCAGCUGGGCCUCUCCCCAACUUGGGUCCUUGAUCAGGCCAAGGCCAGUCGGCUGGUCACUAUGCAAAGGCUGCCCAAGGAGGCUCCAUGGGCGGCAAGGUGGGCACUGACCGGGCCCCCCACGUCCCUCACCUGCUGCCUGUGACCCCUAAAGAGCAGAAUUAACUCCUUCCUCUCUCCCUGCUUGAGCUCUGUCCCCACUUCCCACCCCACUGCCUGCCAGGGCCUCGCGCCUGGACCUCAGGCCGGCGGGACUGCCCACUCCAGACCGCUCAGUAAUAAA
Pteronotus mesoamericanus is the source of this 3921-nucleotide messenger RNA. RefSeq names its product ArfGAP with coiled-coil, ankyrin repeat and PH domains 3 (gene ACAP3). NCBI's taxonomy places the organism in Eukaryota, Metazoa, Chordata, Mammalia, Chiroptera, Mormoopidae. The coding region runs from base 118 to 2616 and encodes 832 amino acids. Gene Ontology annotation, cellular component: cytoplasm. Gene Ontology annotation, molecular function: GTPase activator activity; protein binding. The transcript is spliced from 24 exons. The record is from RefSeq and is a predicted model, not a curated record.